This is a messenger RNA of Laetiporus sulphureus 93-53, 672 nucleotides long. RefSeq names its product V-snare-domain-containing protein. The record is from RefSeq and is a predicted model, not a curated record. NCBI's taxonomy places the organism in Eukaryota, Fungi, Basidiomycota, Agaricomycetes, Polyporales, Laetiporaceae. Gene Ontology annotation, cellular component: Golgi membrane; cis-Golgi network; Golgi medial cisterna. The transcript is spliced from 6 exons. Gene Ontology annotation, biological process: endoplasmic reticulum to Golgi vesicle-mediated transport; vesicle fusion. The coding region runs from base 1 to 672 and encodes 223 amino acids. Gene Ontology annotation, molecular function: SNAP receptor activity.
AUGUCGACAUACGACUCCCUCCACCGGCAAUGCCGAACCCUCGAGUCUCUAUUCGACACCAAGCUCACCUCCUAUGCUCGCCUCGCAUCGGCCGUAACACGAGGACAGGACGACCUCGAGGCGACCGGCUCUGCGGAGCGGUGGAAGGACCUCGAGGCAGAGGUGGACGAGUUGCUUGACAAGCUUCGAGAGCUGAACGACCAACUGUCUACGUUGUCGCAUGACACGGACAAUCCUCCGUCGCAGUCGAUGCUCCGCGCCAUUCAGCGGCACAGCGAAGUAUACCAGGACUAUGCGCGGGAACUGAGACGAACAAAGACGAAUGUGCAGAGUGCACUGGAUCAGGCGAACUUGCUGAGUGGUGUACGGAAUGACAUCGACGCAUACAAGUCCUCCGCAGCAGAUGCGCUCCUCUCCGAGCGGGGCCACAUCGACGACUCGCAUCGCAUGACAGACGACAUCCUAGCGCAAGCAUAUGAGACGCGUUCCGAGUUCUCUCGCCAGCGAUUGACACUGUCCGGGAUACAAACACGCAUGUCGGGUGUUCUGCACACCAUGCCCGGAAUGAAUAACCUCAUUGCCAUGGUCAAAACUCGUCGACGACGCGACGCCAUCAUCGUCGGCUGCAUCGUGGGCGUGUGCUUCAUUUUCCUGCUGAUGUACAUAUUCUAG